Messenger RNA from Thamnophis sirtalis, 1165 nucleotides. The record is from RefSeq and is a predicted model, not a curated record. NCBI's taxonomy places the organism in Eukaryota, Metazoa, Chordata, Lepidosauria, Squamata, Natricidae.
CUCAACCUGGGCCUGUUCCUGUGUUUUGAAAGGGCACCAUGGCGGAGAGCACAGACAUGGAAUCCUUGCAGGAAAGCUUCCGGAAAUUCGCCAUCUAUGGAGACACCAAAGCGACGGGGCAGGAAAUGAAUGGCAAGAACUGGGCCAAGCUGUGUAAAGAUUGUAAGGUGAUUGAUGGAAAAGGCGUCACCGGCACGGAGGUGGACAUUGUCUUCACCAAGGUGAAAGCAAAAUCCUCCCGGGUCAUCGGUUACGAGGAGUUCAAGCGGGCCUUGGAAGAACUGGCGCCAAAGCGGUUUAAGGAUAAAAGUGGCGAGGAGGCUUUCAACUCCAUCUGCCAACUGGUGGCAGGCAAAGAGCCAACCAACGUGGGCAUCACUAAAGCCAAGAGUGUAGGGGCUGUGGAGCGGCUGACGGAUACCUCCAAGUACACUGGAUCCCACAAGGAACGCUUUGAUGAGACCGGGAAGGGCAAAGGAAAGAGCGGGCGGGAGAACAUCGUAGACAACAGCGGCUAUGUAUCGUCCUACAAGAACGCCGGCACCUACGACGCUAAAGUGAAGAAAUAAAGCGCCGCUGUCGCAGCCUGCGCCAAAGAAGGGGGCGCCCCAGUGACAUGCCCCUUGUAUUGGGGGUGGGGUGGUGUUUUUUUUUAGCUGGGCCUGCUCCCGGGUUCUGAAUUGCAAAACGGAAGGGCUGCUGCUGUUCUCCAUCUUGGCCUGGCCUUUUGCUUCCCAUACCCCCCCAGAGUUGCAUCUGUAACACCCCUUUGUUUCAGAUUUCUAUCCCGGGCUUCUCCUCACCCUCAACGGCUUCUCAGGCUUCCCACCCACUCGCUCAGGGGAAUCUUCAAGACUAAGUAUGGCUCUUGCUUAGGUUAGAACUUCUGCUUCUCACGUAGCAACUGUAAAAGGCGCCAGGGGUAUGUGAGGUAAACCGAGCGGCUGCCUUCUUCCCCACAACUCACUGACCUCUGAGAAGGCCUUGAACACCUUGUCCGUGUGCACCAGUGCUAAAAUCCUCUCACCUAGCCUGUAACCUGCCCUGACCAUUUGGGUUGGACUGCAGCUCCCAUUGUUCGUAGCCAGUUGUGCAGUGGUGGGAUUCAAAUUUUUUUUUACUACCGGUUCUGUGGGUGUGGCUUUGUGGGCAUGGUGUGGCUUUC